Tuber melanosporum (Perigord truffle) is the source of this 1729-nucleotide messenger RNA. RefSeq lists its product as uncharacterized. Gene Ontology annotation, molecular function: branched-chain-amino-acid:2-oxoglutarate transaminase activity. Bases 295 to 1644 code for a protein of 449 amino acids. NCBI's taxonomy places the organism in Eukaryota, Fungi, Ascomycota, Pezizomycetes, Pezizales, Tuberaceae. The transcript is spliced from 3 exons. Gene Ontology annotation, cellular component: mitochondrion. The record is from RefSeq and is a predicted model, not a curated record. Gene Ontology annotation, biological process: L-valine biosynthetic process; L-leucine biosynthetic process.
CAGGUAAUCUAGUGCCCUUGCCAACGUUCUUUAAAGACCCUCUAAUUUCCUCUUUCCUCGUGAACCUUUUAUUUCCCCUUCCCUCUUCAUUAUUACCAUCAGGGUUACAUGUUGCGCCUGUAAAUUUCUCCAAUUGCCCACCCUGAUACUGAGGGCAUAUCAUACGCCUCCCCCCCCCCCCACCGCUGCCCACUCUUAACUACUCAAAUACCUACUACUUUUGAUCUAACAAUACCUACCUACACAAACAGUCACAAACAGCCAAACGCCAAGUACUUUCAAAAACUUACAACCAUGGCUCCCCCUUCGGCCAUGGCCUCAGACUUGACUCCUGCUGCUGUAGCAAACUCCAUUGCGAAGAGCAGCACCGAGGCAAACAAUGUCACUGAUCAGAAGCUCGCAGAGCUUGAUCCUUCCAAGUUGAAAGUUACGAUUACCAAGUCUCCUAGACAAUUCCUAGCCGAUAGCAGCAAAAUUGAGUGGGGGAAAGCUGACGUCUCCACCGACCACUGGAUUACUGUGAAAUGGUCGGAGGCUGCAGGAUGGGCAGCGCCCGAAUUGAAACCCUAUGGCCCAAUCGAUUUGUGGCCCACUGCGUCUUGCCUGCAUUAUGCCACUGAGUGCUUUGAAGGUAUGAAGGCCUACCGCGGUUUCGACGGGUCUCUGCGUAUCUUCCGUCCCGCCAAAAACACAGCAAGAAUGCUUGUUUCUAGUACCAGGAUUUCCCUUCCUAGCUUCUCGCCUUCCGCCCUGGAGGAAUUGAUCAAGAUCUUACUCGCUACCGAUGGGCCAAAAUGGCUUCCAGAGCCUGGCUGCUUCUUGUACAUCCGUCCGACUUUGAUAGGCACUGGCGGUGCGUUGGGUAUCCACAGGCCCCGUGAGGCGAUGCUCUUCAUCGUUCUUGCUCAGUUUCCCGUCCUAUACGAGAAGAAUAUGAAGCUAUUGGCUAGUCGUGAGGAUUCUAUUCGUGCUUGGCCCGGUGGAUUUGGAUUUGCCAAAGUUGGGGCGAAUUACGGUCCUUCCUUGAUUGCGCAAAAGGAGGCUCUGGCUAGGGGCUAUGAUCAAAUCCUUUGGCUUUUCGAUAAAUCCUGCCAGGUGACAGAAGCGGGGGCAAGCAACUUCUUCGUUGUCUGGAAGAAUAAGGAUACCGGGAGAGUCGAAUUGGUCACUGCGCCUUUGGACGACAAGAUCAUUCUCGACGGAGUUACUCGUCGCUCAGUUCUUGAAUUGGCCAAGGACCGUCUCACAGUUUCUAAUGGCGAAAUCCAGGCACUCGAUGUUGUUGAGAGAAAGUAUACUAUGAUGGACCUUAUUGAUGCCGCCAAAGAGGAUCGUCUCUUGGAGGCCUUUGCUGCCGGAACUGCCUUCUUUAUCUCUUCUGUCUCAAAGGUCCACUUUCGCGGCGAAGACAUAUAUCCGAAGCAAGCUAAUGGAACAUAUACCGGCCUCUUGAAGGGCUGGCUUAAGGCUAUUAUGUUCGGCGAGGAAUCCCACGAAUGGGCCGUUGUCGUUCCCGAAACCGGUUUUGAAUUUGACGCUUCCGCAGCUGAUAAGGAAAUUAACGAGAUGGUGGAAAAUCUUCGUCGGAUGAAGGAUAACCCGGCCUUCGCCCCUGCUCUCCAAAGGGUCCAGGCGGAAGUCUAAUACUGUCUUCCUUCACCUUGUGAAAGUAAAUAGUUUUUCCCUAUUUUCUUUAUAUAUUAACUCUAUUCAUUCUACUUUUCCACUA